Messenger RNA from Podarcis muralis (Common wall lizard), 6045 nucleotides. RefSeq names its product protein tyrosine phosphatase non-receptor type 21 (gene PTPN21). Gene Ontology annotation, molecular function: protein tyrosine phosphatase activity. Gene Ontology annotation, biological process: protein dephosphorylation. Gene Ontology annotation, cellular component: cytoplasm; cytoskeleton. The record is from RefSeq and is a predicted model, not a curated record. Lineage: Eukaryota; Metazoa; Chordata; Lepidosauria; Squamata; Lacertidae.
GGCGCGAGAGAGAGAGAGGGGGGCGGGAGGCCGUCCUGUGCGCUCCAGCAGUCCGGGGGCUUCCUCUGUCACAGGAAGGCGGCUGGCUGGCUGAGGGGAAGCCUCCUUUGGCUGUAGUAUUUCUCCUCCCUCCUCGGCCCCGUGGAAUGAGCUCCAGCCUCGGCUUUUUCUCGCCUCCGCUGUUGUUGUUGUUGUUGUUGAGGCAGGAAGUGAGGAAUGUUUUCGCUCUGAGAGGAGCAGAGAGGUGCAGGCGGCUCUUCGCUUCCAGGGAAAGGGGACCCGAGAAGCCUUGCUGACCUUUCCAACUCCCCUCAAAAAUAAAAAGGAAUACCCAUGAAAUGGUUUCAUCCGGAUUGCUCUCCAAACUGCGCCUGGAUGGUUGCAGUUAAAAGUCCGCUUUCCUUGAAUUGCUGCAACAGAAUUUUCGUCAAUGCUUCCUUUGCUCAGAUCUUGGAGGAGGACCUGCCACUUUUUGAUGGCUGCUGCUGCAGCUGCCGGUUGAUCAUCUGGGGACUUCAUAGCUCCUGACUAUUCGUGGGAGGCAAGGCAUUCCUGGAAGGCUUUCGGUGACUUCUUGUGAAUGUGCUAGGGAAGAAAAUGCCUCUGCCUUUCGGGCUGAAGCUGAAACGAACUCGACGCUACACAGUGUCUAGCAAGAGCUGCUUGGUGGCCCGCAUCCAGUUGCUUAACAAUGAGUUUGUGGAAUUUACACUGUCGGUGGAGAGCACCGGGCAGGAAAGCCUGGAGGCCGUGGCACAGAGACUGGAACUUCGAGAGAUCACUUAUUUUAGCCUCUGGUAUUUCAACAAGCAAAACCAGCGCCGGUGGAUAGACUUAGACAAGCCUCUGAAAAAGCAACUGGACAAAUAUGCCUUGGAGCCGACUGUAUUCUUCGGUGUGGUGUUUUAUGUGCCUUCUGUCUCCCAGCUUCAACAGGAGAUUACCAGAUACCAGUAUUAUCUACAAUUGAAAAAAGACAUAUUGGAAGGAAGCAUCCCAUGCACUUUUGAGCAAGCAGUGCACCUGGCUGGAUUAGCUGUUCAAGCUGAUUUUGGAGAUUAUGAUCAAUAUGAAUCGCAGGAAUUUCUACAGAGAUUUGCCUUGUUUCCUGUGGGUUGGUUGCAAGAUGAAAAGAUCCUGGAAGAGGCAACCCAGAAAGUGGCCUUACUCCAUCAGAAGUACAGGGGCCUCACUCCACCUGAUGCAGAAAUGUUAUAUAUGCAAGAAGUUGAGAGGAUGGAAGGAUAUGGUGAAGAGAGUUAUCCUGCAAAGGACAGCCAAGGAAGUGACAUAUUCAUCGGAGCUUGUCUUGAUGGAAUCUUUGUGAAACACAAAAAUGGCCGGCCUCCCGUCAUCUUUAGGUGGCAUGACAUUGCUAACAUGUCCCACAACAAGUCCUUUUUUGCAUUAGAAUUGGCAAAUAAAGAAGAGACUAUCCAGUUCCAAACUGAAGACAUGGAAACGGCAAAAUAUGUGUGGAGGAUGUGUGUGGCCAGGCACAAAUUUUAUAGACUAAAUAAAUGUAGCCUAGACUCCCCAGAUUCUCCGCCUGAGGAAGGCUCUCAGAAAUCUUUCCUCAUUCUUUCCUUUCCACGCUUUCCAAUCCUUUCUCGUCCUUCUCUGCUCAAAGGACAAGCUCAGGCAGUGACCGUGAAUCCGGUUAGAAGAAGGUCCUCCUCCAGGAUGUCUCUGCAGCCCAAACCGCAGCCUUAUAUGAUGGCUCCACCACCACCUCAGUUGCACUACAAUGGACCCUAUGCAGACCAGUAUACAUCUUCCCAAGAUAACCUCUAUGGGAAUAACCAGAAUGGCUAUUACUGCCACUCUCAGACCAGCCUGGACAGGGCGCCGCAUGACUACAAUGGCAGAAUCCGCAACGGCAGCGUCUACAGCGCUCACAGCACAAACUCGUUGAAUAACCCACAACACUACAUGCAGCCGUCGCCCAUGUCCUCCAACCCGAGCAUUACUGGCAGCGACGUCCUCCGGUCUGAUUACGUCCCGUCACACCGGCACAGUGCCCUCAUACCGCCUUCGUAUCGGCCUACCCCGGAUUACGAGACGGUGAUGAAGCAGCUUAACCGGGGAAUGAUCCACUCAGACAAGCAGAGCCACUCAAUGAGGAACCUUAACAUCGGCAACUCCUACGCCUACAGUAGGCCCGACGCCAUGGUUUAUAGCCAGCCUGAAAUCCGAGAACACGCCAAUUUCACCUCCCCUCAUUCUGGCCACUACCCGUUCAACCUGAACUACAGUUUCCACAGCCAGUCGCCCUACCCCUAUCCUGCCGAAAGGCGCCUGGUGGUUGGAGCGGUGAGCGUCCCUGAACUGACAAACGUUCAGUUACAGGCCCAGGAGUACCCUGCGCCAAACAUCAUGAAGACUCAAGUGUAUCGCCCCCCUCCUCCUUACCCUCACCCGAGACCCGCCAACAGCACGCCGGACCUUUCUCGGCACCUCUACAUCAGCAGCAGCAAUCCUGAUCUCAUUACCCGGCGGGUCCAUCACUCGGUUCAGACGUUUCAGGAAGACAGUCUACCCGUUGCACAUUCCCUCCAGGAAGUGAGCGAGCCCUUGACGUCGGCCCGGCACGCUCAGCUGCAGAAGAGGAACAGUAUUGAGAUAGCUGGCUUGGCCCACAACUUUGAGGCCAUGAGGAUUAAAGAGAGGACCAUGUCAGCGUCAGCCGCGGAUGUGGCCCCUCCAAAGGUGAUACUUGCCAGCUCGCAGCCCACUGUUUUCUUGGAGAGGAUGAAACAAGAGGAAAAUGAGGAGCAAGAGGAAAAUGUGAGCUAUGGGCAUAAGAAGUCUCUUUCAGAUGCCACUAUGCUGAUUCACAGCAGCGAGGAAGAGGAAGAAUUUGAAGACGAACACAAGGCCAAUGCAACCCUCUCUCCCUUCGUCAAUGGGAAACCCCAGCUUCCUUCUGUCAUGGGAUGCUAUCCUUCUGAAUCCUUACUGAACUACCCCUACAGCUCCAUCACUUCACAUCCGGGCCCUUUGCACAUACACGAACCCAAGUUGCAUAUUACUGAGACCGAGAAGAGAGUAAAAGAUGCGAGUCCUGCCCACAUCAUGGCUGACACUCAGGUACAGAGAAGAGGCGACGGACUGCUGACUCCGUCUGUGUCAGAGUCUGACUUAACAAUGUCUGCAAGGUACAGGGUGCGGAAGGAUUCCGUAAAGAAGAGGCCUGUGUCUGAAUUGCUUUCCGGGAAGAAGAACAUAGUGGAAGGGCUUCCUCCUUUAGGGCAGGUCAUGAAAAAGAACAGAGCCGAAGCCAAGAAAAUGGGACCUUUGAAGUUAGCUGCUCUAAAUGGACUGACGUUAUCUCGGCUGCCGCUGCCAGACGAAGGGAAGGAGGAACCUGCCAGAGCAACAAAUGACGAACGGUGUAAAGGUCUGGAACAAGGGUUGGAACAAGGGAUGGUGUUUACAGAAUAUGAGCGGAUCCAGAAGAAAAGGCUUCUUGAUGGGGACUGUUCAAUUGCCCGCCUUCCAGAAAACGCAGAAAGGAACAGGUUUCAGGAUGUGCUUCCUUAUGACGACACCCGAGUAGAGCUGGUCCCUACUAAAGAAAACAAUACGGGUUAUAUCAAUGCAUCCCACAUUAAGGUCUGCGUUGGGGGCAUGGAGUGGGAUUAUAUUGCUACCCAAGGUCCUUUGCAGAAUACAUGCCAAGAUUUCUGGCAGAUGGUGUGGGAGCAAGGGGUUGCCAUUAUAGCCAUGGUGACUGCAGAAGAGGAGGGAUGCCGAGAGAAAAGCUUCCGGUAUUGGCCGCGGCUUGGCUCGAGGCACAACACGGUGACAUACGGGAGAUUCAAGAUCACCACCCGAUUCCGAACGGACUCUGGCUGUUACGCCACGACAGGCCUGAAGAUCAAGCACCUCCUCACGGGGCAAGAGAGAACGGUUUGGCACCUUCAGUACACAGACUGGCCGGAGCACGGCUGCCCAGAGGACAUAAAAGGGUUUCUUUCAUACUUGGAAGAGAUACAGUCAGUCCGGCGCCAUACAAACAGCACUGCAGACCCCACAGCCCCCAACCCUCCCCUGCUGGUGCAUUGCAGUGCUGGCGUUGGGAGAACUGGCGUGGUCAUCUUGUCGGAGAUCAUGAUUGCCUGCUUGGAGCACAAUGAGCCACUGGACAUCCCAAGAAUGCUGGAUAUGUUAAGACAGCAAAGGAUGAUGAUGGUGCAGACCUUGUGCCAAUACACGUUUGUCUACGGAGUCCUCAUCCAAUUCCUUAAGAGUUCGAGGCUUAUAUAAACCUUCCUUACUCCGCUUCCUAAGUCUCGCUGUUUGCAAGAGUUUACAAAAGCAGUUUUGCCUUCCGCCGGGGCAACCUUUCUGGAUUGGUUUGAAGAUGCUGAGUGCAAGUCCAGUGACUUCGCUGGUUUCUGCAGAGCAAGACUUUGGGGUGGAUGGAUUUUCUUCUUCGUGUGCAGUUGGAACAAGAAAGGAAUGUGUGUGUGUGUGUGUGUGUGUGUGUGUGUGUGUUUAAAUAAUGUACUGAUAUGCAGUGCUUUUCAUGUAAUUCUGACACUGUGUGACUGAAGGCAAAAUAAGUGUGGAUCCUACCAAGACAUCACCAUUUUGAAAACCAAGGAUGGAUAAUUUUUAAUUCUUUUUUUUAAAGCCCGCUUUUAGAAUGAAGAGAGGGAAAACCCUGAAACUAUAUUCAUGUAUAUGUUUAGAUACAUCAUGUGGGAAAUACAUGUGCCCUGCAAACUGAGAGCAGUAAGCUAUGUAUACUCAGAAUAGACCCAUUGAAAUCAUUCUAUUAUUUCUGUGAGUUUUCUCUGGGUAUGACUGUGUUGGCUACCACCCUGGAGUUACAAACGGCAUCACUGUGCUUUUAAUUUUGUAUUUAAAUCAGUGCUAAUAUAUAUUUAUAUAUAUACUUUAAGACGCUCAUGAAAUGUACAGAUUUCAUAUUGGAACCAGCAUUUGCAAGAAGAUGGCACUUAAAAGCAGUUACUUUUUUGUACUUAACUUUUUCUUUUGUAUUAUUCUAAAAACUCCCAAUAGCGCAAUAUUUCAGAGUAUAUAAUAUGUAAGGGGAAAAGAAGGGGUUUGAGUCCGCUGGUUUAUAAUGUGCAGAGGGAAGUGGGAAGAAAUGGGAAGUGACAGUGACACGUACAGUUUGAAGUGUCAUAAAAUGAGCAAGAACAGUGUCUGUUUUGAAAGAAUGCGAGGUUUAAAAAACGAAGAAGUAAGGAGGAAUGGUUACAGCUGGCACUUUUUUUUGUUUUAAAGCUAAGAAAAGGAGAACGCUUUUUGCUUACAGUUCUAGGCCAAAAGGGGGGAAAAGGCAUUGCCUUUUUGUGCUAUGUAGCGCCCAGAAGCUCCAAAAUUAAUGAAGUAUAUCCUCAGUAUUAUUCUUUUAAAAAUAUAUGUAUUGAAAACUGGUUGCUACUACUGGUUGAAAUCAAGGUGGAUGCCGGUGAAAUUGAAGCACUCUCUUGGCUCUUAUUUAUCUAGGGAAACAUACUAGUAUGUUUUAAGUGGUUAACAUGCCCAUUACUAAGUCGUUUUUACUUUUUGUUUUAGAAAAAGUUUUUAAAGAUGGAAUCAGUGGGUGAGAGGAACAUGUAUGUGAGAGUGGGUUACUGGUUUACAUGCUUCAGCAGAGAGGCUGCAGUAUUAACCCUUCUGGUUUUAUGUCCCCCUGUCAAGGAAAUCAAAAAGUACCUUAGGUUCAUAGUCUGUGCUAUGGCAGCCUGUUUCCUUUCCUUUCCUGGGUCACAUCCCUUCAGUGAGUUUGAAAGGAGAUAGGAAGGAAGGAGUAUGCAUUUUGAUGGGUCUGCAAUCACUUGCAGAACCAGAAAUGGCAAAUGUUCUAACUGGAUGGCUAUGGAAGGCAUACAAAAGUAACAGGUUUCCCAUAAUUGCUUAAAAUGGAGAGGUGCACAUUCUCUCUACAGGCAUUUACACCGUAAACUUAUUUUAUUUAGUAAAUAAGCUGUUUUCAAAGCACCUCUGGCUGUGCUUUUGGGAUUGUGGUGAGCUCUUUAGUCAGGAAUUAAAUUGAUCCAUGUGUGA